Molecule: messenger RNA, 2076 nt
Organism: Alternaria postmessia
Lineage: Eukaryota; Fungi; Ascomycota; Dothideomycetes; Pleosporales; Pleosporaceae
Exons: 6
Coding region: 1-2076 (691 amino acids)
Biological process (GO): ceramide biosynthetic process
Cellular component (GO): plasma membrane
Molecular function (GO): sphingolipid delta-4 desaturase activity
Source: RefSeq, a predicted model, not a curated record
AUGCAGACGGAAAGAAUGGAUCACAUAGAAGGGACCUUUUACUUGGAGAAAGAAAUUGCAAUCGAGCCUGAUCUUGGAGAUUUGCGAAAGUCCACCGACAAGGCUCUACCUGCGCCUCCCAAGACGCCGAAGAGGGUGUUGAUGAAGUAUCGCUUCUCUGCCUUCUUCCCAAUCGCAUUUGCUGUUGCGAGCUUCGUGCUUACGCUGGUGCUGGUGCUCGCAGGAAGCGACGAACACACUUUCGGUGGGCAGUACAUGGUGGCUCUGAACAGCUCUGCGGUUACCCAAGAAGGCAGACAGCCAGACGCGCCAUCAACGCGAUCGGAAGGUGUAAAUGAAGAAGCGCUCGCAGACGUCUACUAUCUUCAUCUAAGGACAGUGUGCUCUGGGUCCAUUUCGAACUCUCCAGACGACGCUUCUGACGUCGUCAUUGUAGAACGAUGUGAAAGCUACAGCACAGCCAGCGAUCUUUCUACGCUCCUCAAUACCAUGGUCACCAUACUGGCCGGCGUGCGACAAGCGAUCUUUGCUUCCUUACUCAUCUCGCUUGUCGGUGCUGGGUUCUCCGCCGUCUCUGCUAUUCCUGCCAUCUUCUUCCCACACUCGAAACUCCUCGCCUACUUCAACAUGUUUUGGCCAGUCCUUGCGAGCGCAUUCGCCUUUGUCGCCGCCAUCUUGCUGACGGUAGUUAUUUCUGGCGUCUUUCUACUGGCUGGCGAGAUCGUCGACGUCGCUGGCACGGACGUCGUUCAAGGUACAUCCGUACUUUUGAUCGUGUGGCUAGCAUGGCUUCUCGUAUCUUUAUCGGUUGUUUACUGGGGUAUUGUUUGGUUUGUGGAGGUUAGGCAGUCAAGCUUCACAAGGAGGAAGAGGAGCGAUGACGAAGUGGGGAACUGGAAAGGCAUUGGGAGGGAGAUUAGGAGUGACGUGAAAGCGACGGUGCCGUCCAAGGAGCCUGUGCCCCGAGGUUUCACGGUCAGGGCAGAGAAGCAGGAAGAGCCAAUGGUCGAGAAUGAACACGACCACUUUUUCUGGACAUACACCGAGGAGCCGCACAGAACACGGCGCAUGGCUAUCAUCAAGGCACACCCAGAGGUGACGAAGCUCUGUGGCCCUGAGCCUCUUACCAAAUACGUUGUCCUGUUCGUCGUAUCUAUCCAAGUCCUAUGUGCAUACGCUCUGCGCAAUACACCCGUUGUAUCAUGGCCCUUCUUCCUCACCGCAUACGUCAUUGGUGCUACGGCCAACCAGAAUCUCUUUCUCGCCAUCCACGAGAUCUCACACAAUCUGGCCUUCCGAUCGCCAUUGGCAAACAGGGUCUUCGCCGUCUUUGCGAACCUGCCAAUUGGCAUCCCGUACAGCGCCUCGUUCAGGCCCUACCACCUGACACACCACAAGUCGCUGGGUGUUAAUGGUCUCGACACAGAUCUGCCCACCGCCUUUGAAGCCAUCUUCCUCGACUCGGUCGCCGGCAAGGCUUUCUUCGCGACCUUCCAGAUCCUCUUCUACGCCCUGCGACCCAUGUUCGUCUACGCCCUGCCAAUGACCAAGAUCCACCUCUUCAACGUCGUCGUACAGCUAGCCUUCGAUUACGCACUCGUUCGAUUCGCAGGAGGAAGGGCCUUGGGAUACUUGAUCAUGAGCAGCUUCCUCGCCGGCUCUCUCCACCCCUGCGCCGGCCACUUCAUCGCCGAACAUUACGUUUUCGAGAAGCCCAACAAAGACGCUGCGAAUCCCGCCAACAAGAUUCCGCUCCCGGAAACAUACUCGUACUACGGACCUCUGAAUUUCUUCACCUACAACGUUGGCCUGCACAACGAGCACCACGACUUCCCUGCCAUCCCUUGGACGCGCCUACACACCUUGAACCGCAUCGCGCACGACUUCUACAAAGACUUGCCACAACACAAGAGCUGGGUGUACGUUUUGUGGCAGUUCAUCUGGGACAAGGACAUCAGCCUUUGGUGCAGGGUCAAGAGAGAGGAGGGUGGACGCAAGGUCGGUGCUGAGAGUGGGUGGAACGAGGAAGAGCUGGGCUCGAACGAAAAGAAGGGCCCUAUUCCUGGUGUGUUAUAG